Molecule: messenger RNA, 1944 nt
Organism: Knipowitschia caucasica
Lineage: Eukaryota; Metazoa; Chordata; Actinopteri; Gobiiformes; Gobiidae
Source: the annotation of a GenBank genome assembly
AUGAAGGACGCAAACCAGACAUAUGCGGCCUGUGUGUCUUCAUGCUCUAAGGACACUCAACUAUUCACGUUAAACCUCUUUAAGGAAAGCUCUUUGAAGACAAAGAGUAUAAAGAUGCCUUCAGUGACAGUUGGCAAUAAUGCUGCCCAGUGUUCCACUCCUGACUUGGGGAAUGGAAGUCACACAGAGACCAUGAAGCAGGUUCUUGGAGUUAUUGAUAAGAAGGUUCGCAACAUGGAAAAGAAAAAGUCUAAACUGGACGACUACCAGGCUAAGAAGAACAAAGGGGAAAAACUUAAUCAGGACCAACUGGAUGCCUUGACAAAGUACCAAGAGGUCUUAAACAACCUUGAGUUUGGUCGGGAAUUGCAAAAAAGCUUCAUAAUGUUGGGCCAAGAAGUUCAAAAGGCAGUAAAAAAGUCUGCGCGGAGAGAACAGCUGCUUCGGGAGGAGGCUGAGCAGCAGCGGUUUAAGAGUAUGUUGGAACUGCAGUUUGUGCUGGACCAGUUGGGCGAUGAAACAGUCCGGAGGGACCUGAAGCAACCUGAUGCAUCGGGAUCUCCACUACUGACUGAGGCAGAGCUCUCUUUGCUUGAUGAAUUUUACAAAAUGGUCGGACCUGAAAGGAACCAUGAUGUCAGGUUGAGCGAACAAUAUGAAGAAGCCUCACUACACUGGGGGGAACUACUUGAAGGCAGAGACAAGGCAGUGGCAGGAACAACCUAUAAAUUGUUGAAUGACUCUCUUGAAAAGGUGCUAGCAAGUGGUUAUUUUGACAAAGCACAAAGCCAUCAUAAUGGAACAUGCGAGGAGGCAGACAAACUGGAGCAGACGGUGGAAAUUGAGACCAAAGAAGAAGACUUGUUACCUGUUGUAGAAGGAACAGUGACUGAAGACUGUACAGAACCUAUUCAAGUGGAAACAACUGAGUUUGUUAACAGGCAGUUUAAUUCAGAAGUUGCAUACAGUCCAGAGCAAGUAGAUGAAUGGCAAAUGAAGGCUCAGAUGGUGAACUCAUUACAAUGUCACUCUCCUGCUCCCACUCCUGAGCCAAAUGUUAUUGUGAACCCCAUCAGCCCAUGUCCUCCGCCUGACCCUGUGGUUAGAAAGCAGGCAGUUCAGGACCUGAUGGCCCAGAUGCAAGGAACCUUCAACUUUAUGCAGGAGUCUAUUUUGGAGUUUGAUGGACAGGCCCUGGACCCUGCUAUUGUGUCUGCGCAGCCAAUGAAGCCUGCACAAACGAUGGACUUACAACUAGCACAUGCAGAGGCCAGAGUUUCUCAGACUUGUCCAAUGACCAGUCAACAGGAACCUUCACAAUCCCCUGCCCCCUGCUCUCUGUCCUCUGCCUUUCCACCUGUCUCCGAACCUUCCCACAUUGGUGGCAUCAAUGUCAACGCAGCUCCUUUCCAGUCCGUACAAGCGGUGUUUAACAUGAGUGCCCCGGCGCCCCCUGCUAGGGAGAGUCCAGUGGAAGUCUUGAAACAGGCUAGUCAGUUUCCAGGUGGCUACACACAAAGUUUUGGCCAGCAAGAAAACAAAGACCAGUCUGACAUUACACAACAAACAUUACAGGCAGUUGUUGGUGCUUUUCAAUCCCAAGACCAAGUAUUGUCUUCUGGGGGACACGAAGAACCCUCGGGAGGUGCUGCUUUUGGCCAGGCCGGACAGUUUUACAAUGGCAAAGGUGCACCCAGAGGUGGCCCCCGCAACGGACGGGGUAUGAUGAACGGCUACAGAGGUUCCUCAAAUGGUUUCAGAGGUGGAUAUGAAAACUACCGACCUCCUUUCACAAAUGCUCCAAACAGCAAUUAUGGUCAAACUCAAUUUACUACAUCUCGGGACUUCAAUAGUAGCUACCAGAGGGAGCAAGGCUUCAAACGGGGAGCAGCUCAAGGAUCUCGCGGCCUGCCUCGAGGGAACACACAGGCAUUGCGAUCAUAA